Molecule: messenger RNA, 924 nt
Organism: Guillardia theta CCMP2712
Lineage: Eukaryota; Cryptophyceae; Pyrenomonadales; Geminigeraceae
Exons: 3
Coding region: 1-924 (307 amino acids)
Biological process (GO): mitotic sister chromatid cohesion
Cellular component (GO): NatA complex; cytoplasm
Molecular function (GO): N-acetyltransferase activity
Source: RefSeq, a predicted model, not a curated record
AUGUGCUAUCGGAAAGCCAUCCUUGCAUCUUCUCUUGUGGCGUUGCUGCUUGUCUUGCAAGAGAAAAGAAGACAAUUCUUUUGUUCCUUUGGCAAAUGCUCGUCAUGUCGGAAUGCCCAGCCUCUGAGAGCUGUCGAGGCCCCGCAGCCUUCAAUUCUUAUGGCAGAUAUGGGUCCAUCCCAACCUGCCACUUUGCUGAUCUCUAGAGCAGAUGCGGGAGAUCUAAGGAGCAUCGCUUCUUUACGAGCAAGAGAACCAGAAGCUUGUCCCCCCCGCGCUAGGACAGCAGAGCUCUCAAGGCAAGGGCUGUACCUGCGAGAGCUCGAGAAGUUGGCUUGCGGCACAGCCGCACUGUUUGCAACGAUCGAGUCAUCUGAACCUCUCAAUGUCGAAGAUCUUCAAGAGUUUUCAAACUUGAAAGAAAUGCUGGACGCGAGAUUCAUGAGCCAAGAAAUGUUCGAUCAGUCUGUACAGAGUUUGCAAGAGCGGUACUCCGAUGUUACGAUCAGAAGGACUGUCGGUGCAGUGGAUGUGGACGAUAUCAGGGGAGUGACAGAGAGUAUCCAGCAUCAUUCUAUGUCAGCCUUCAAGAACAGCUGCUACAUCUCCAACUUUCUAGUCGACUCGAAGUAUCGUCGGCGAGGCAUCGGCAGCAGACUGCUGAAGGCGGUAACUCGCUAUGCGCAUGAGAAAGGUUUCGGUGCGAUGAUCCUGUCUGUGGAGGGGAACAAUCAGAGUGCACUCAGGCUGUACGAGAAGAACGGGUUCAGAGAGGUCGAUGACGCUGGUGUCUACAGCUCGUUACGCAGGAUCUUUCAGGCACGUUUUGCCGUUCCAAUCUCCUCCUUGGUCUUUGUAAAAUCCGUCAGUAAGGAAGAAGCUACCAGCUGUUACAACCAGCAGCAAAGUUUGAAGCCCGGUUAA